Myxocyprinus asiaticus (Chinese sucker) is the source of this 4451-nucleotide messenger RNA. RefSeq lists its product as uncharacterized. Bases 561 to 2123 code for a protein of 520 amino acids. The record is from RefSeq and is a predicted model, not a curated record. Gene Ontology annotation, biological process: regulation of gene expression. Lineage: Eukaryota; Metazoa; Chordata; Actinopteri; Cypriniformes; Catostomidae. Gene Ontology annotation, molecular function: POU domain binding; DNA binding. The transcript has 11 exons. Gene Ontology annotation, cellular component: nucleus.
UGUUUGUCUGGCCUAUAUGUGAAUAAUGUUUGUCCUGAUUUAUCAAGACUUCGUUUUGUUGUUUUAACAUUUAAACCUUUGAAAAAAUCAGAUUUCUUCACGAACAUAAUUUAAGCUACUGAAAAUUGUUACUACUUAAAGCUCUUCAUUCAAACUUACAGUGCCUAACACUAAUUCGUUGAUUUCUCUCAUUUCAAAUGUGGUUAUUUAACCACCGCUGUCAUCGAAAAAGAAAUAAAAAUGACAGGAAGACUUCUGCCUAUUUUACUGUUAGAGUGAGAUUUUAAUAAAGACGUAACCUCGCCCAUUUGCACCUACGUGACAGUAGCCUAAAAGAGUUCCGAUUGAACUGCUGUACUCUACAUGGGUUCACUGUUCUUCCACCCGUCCCGCCUUCUCAAGUCAGGUGAUGCAAAACUUACAGCACACCUUAACAUUAACACGCCUGUUGAUUGAGGUCCUGCAGUCAGUCUCCCCAUUCCUCGAACCAGUUUGUGAUUGUGAUCAUAACUGUUUAAAACAUCGUGGUGAGCAGUCAGGUAGGGGCCGCAAGACACGAAAUGCGAUCCAGGCCACGCAAAACAAAAGAUGCCGAAUUCUCCAACGGUUCACCGCUGCCGGGAGCGAAUGCCUCGAGUGUAAGCGGACCAAAUUUACCGAUAUCGGUGCAGAACCUGUCAGACACGAAAGCUGUCAGAGACGUGAAGAACAUUGGCACUACCGAGUCACCUACCCGAACUGGUCGAAAGAAACAGAAGUCUAUAUCAGAAAAAAAAUACCUUGGUGUCAGAGUGAGAAUGCCAGUACGGGAUAUGCUCAGAAGUAUACGGAUAGCCAAGGGUAUUGAUCCCAAAGAUCUGCAGGGAAAACAAUCCAAGGCAUCCAAAGGGGAUAAAAAACGUGUUAACACUUGUGCAAACCGGAGAAAUUGCCUGAAGAAACAGCAAGCAAAGAGUCUGGAGGAGCUUGCAAUUAUAGUUGAAGUGCUGGAAGAGGAUCUUAAGACUUGUCAGUCUUACAAAUCUCCAAACAAAAGCCUUUCAGCUUCAUAUUGUUCAGAGUUUAGAGAGAAGUUCUCGGGUGAAGAUGCAACCCAACAGGGUUUAAUGAACAUGUACGGUCAGGAGAAUGAGUUCCCUUUGUCUCCAAGCUACUCAGUACCAUCAGAGAACUCCCCUGUCCAUUCGGUCUGCAGCUCCUACCCCUCCCCAUUUUACAGCCAGGGCACAGAGGUCUUCUUGGGGAAUCAGGAAGAAUAUAGCAGUUAUGAUUCAGAGGACUACAUGUAUGGUGAUCAGUAUGGAAUGACUUACUCUCCUGCCAAUUCAUCCGAAUACCAGGUGCCCUCCCCACAAGAAUCAUUCCAUUUCAGUACUAACUCAGAAUGCUGGGAGGUUUCCCCACAAAAGAUGAACUAUCCACCAUGGCCCUGUUCUCAGCUGGACGAGUGCAGCAGUAUGGCCUUCUUCUGGACACAGAUAGAAAGAGAAGAAAAUCUGCUUAAGGAAAUAUCUGAUCAAGAGCUUCUUGCCGCAGACAUAAAUGGAAAGAUCCUCUUACACAGAGUGGUUGAGGACGGAAAGAGAGCUCUUGUAUAUGUUAUUGCCAAAAGGAUGGCAGCUUUGAAGAAGCUGGAUAUCAAAGAUUCAGAGGGAAAGACUCCCCUUCAUCUUGCUGCGCAGAGAAAUCAACACUUCAUGGUGACUGACUUGCUGUCACUUGGUGCAGAUAUCAAUGAGAAAGACCGAUACGGAAAAACAUGCCUCCAUCUCAGUGCAGAGAAUGGGUAUAUUAGAGUCUUGGAGGUUCUGAAAGGUUUCAUGAGAAAUGGGAUAUAUAUUCAUUUGGAGGAAAGAGAUGCAAACGGGCUGAGCGCGCUGCAGUGUGCAGCAGUAGCACUUAACCACACAGUACGAGAACUGGAGCUGUGCGAGUCUGCAGGCCAGGUGCGGCUGCACACCCUGCGCAAGGAACAGAUGAUGGAAACACUGGAGUGCCUCCUUGAAAUGGAGUGCUAUUUACAUGCUUUGGAUCAGGGUCACCUCAAUGUGAAUAAAAGGGGUGUGGAGUACAAGCAAUGUGAACAAGCAACAUUCUUUCAGUCAAAUGAAACUGAGGUAUGAGGAGUAUGAUGACUGAUGCUCUGCUAUCAACAACAUGACUUAAAAGUAGUUUGGCUACUUAGGCUGCUGCUGCUAACAAGUCAUUUGUCUGCCAUGCAUUGCAGAGAUUUUUUUAACUGACGGUAAUUGUUUUUGAGUUAAUGCAAGCUUUAACCUGCCAUUGAAGACAAUAUAUACAAAUAUAUUUUAGUAAUAAGUCUUUUUUCAGUAAGAAAGAUAAGGGAUAUCUUUUAUGGCAUGGGAAAGCUAUGUAUUAUGCAACCGUAGGUUUUGUUCAUUGUUCAGGGGUAAAGCGUGGCGUUUCACUGCACAAAAACACGAUGGUUGCCCAUUAGCUGGUUUCUAUGAAACUUCCACUGUUUGUUACGUUUGAGUAGCAGAAUCUUUAAAAAAGGAAUAAAGAUUGUGGUAUGACCUCCGAGUCUGUUAAACACCACAGUAAGUCAUAUUUGCUCCAAGAGCAAAUAGUUUUGAUAUUGAGGACACUGGCUGGCAUGGUUAUGUAUGCCUGGAUGUUUCGUUUUAAAGGAGUAGUUCACCCAUAAAAACAAAAAAUCUGUCAUAAUUUACUUACCAUCAUGUUGUUCUAAACCUGUAUUACUUUAUUUUUAAAUUAUUAUUAAAACACAAAAGAAGACAUUUUAAUGAAUAUCCCGGUCCUUUUCAAUACAAUGUCUGUUCAUAGUAACCAAAAGUGUCAUAAAAGUAGUCCAUACAACUCAUGCCUCAAAUUCCAAGUCCUCUGAAGGCAUGCGAUAGGUUUUGGUAAGAAACAACCCAGUAUUUAAAGAUAAUUUUUGUUUGUCAUCUUGAACUUACAAUGACUCCUAGGGGCCUUGAUGCAGCAUUAUUCAAAUGCAGUUUCAGGUGUCAAUGCAUUUAAAAUAUUCACUACUCACAGACAGCCAUGAUUAAUUUAAUCCAUGAGUGAAAGUGUCUAAUAACAGGGUGGUUACUGAGAUUAAGCAAGUAGUAUUCGGCUGGUCAUGUGAUCUAAACAUGGCAGGCCCCAUGAUGGGAUCCUCUCCAUGUAGAAUGAAACAGCUUUGUAAGUUUACUGAUGUGACUGGAGUUUUCAUCUCAAGUGAGUUGUUGUGAUUUUAUACGUUUUUCAAAAUUACUAUUCAUUUCUUUUAGAGUAAAACAUUUUUAAUUAGUAAAAAAAUACUGAAUGAACCUUUAAUUUUUCAGUGAAAAUCUUGACGUCUGUUGCCAUUCAUGAGCACUGAGAGAAGUUUGUAUGUUCACACACAUGUGCACACGAGAACUUCUAUUGUUUAGCGCUAAGACGUCAAGAUUACUGAAAAUUAUUCAAAAGUUAUGUUUCUCACCAAAACCUAUCAUAUGCCUUCAGUAGACUUGUAAUAUGAUGCAUGAGUUGCAUGGACUACUUUUAUGACACUUUUGUGUCCUUUUUUAAGCUUUAAAGAGACACUAUCAACUGCAUUGUAUUGAGAAGGAAGGCAGGCCAGGAUAUCCAUUACAUUUUCUCCUUUUGCUGUCCGCAUAAAAAAAGAGAUGUUUGGAACGACAUGAUGUUGAGUAAAUUAUGAUAGAAUUUUAAUUUUUAAGUAAACUACCCCUUUAAUACUAAAAGCAUUCACAACAAUAUAUAUGUAUACCUGUAUUGCUGGUGUUAUUCUUAAAAUAAUUCUUAAAGUUGCAAGUUGUGGUGAAUUCCGAAAUGUCACAAUUUUGUUUACUUGUAUGUUGUAACGAAAACCAAGAAGCAUUUAUUCAUAACACUUUUAUUAUUUGAAUUACAAAGUAAAUGCUAGUAUUUGGGGUGAAAAAAACAACAAAACAUUCAAGUUAAAUUUUUACAAAUAUUGUCAACACGUUGCAUGCAUUUUGUAAUAAGGAGGAACCAUAUGUUACGGCUGUGACCAUGUUUUAAGCUCCUCUUUAUAGUGCCUUCCUUGCAGAUACAACGAAAACUAUUUGUUUUGUGCGUUGGGGAUAUAAGGUGCUUCACACAAUAUUUUGUAAUAGUUAACAGUAAUAUUCUUUAGUUUAUAUCAAAUUUUAUUUUUUGAGAUUGUUUUCAUUUCUGUUCCACAGUUUUACAUUAUUAAGGCAAUGGGCAUGUAACAAAGUUAUUGUUGCACGGGUAAAUAGAGGGUGAAUCAUGCAUGGUAGUGUUAAUGGGAAUAUGGAUAUGUAUAUGACAUGUUUAGACCUUCAUUUACGUUUUAUUGUAAGACAGCCUAAGCAUUGAUUAUUUGAUGGGAAUUUUUCUGAAAUGGUGUGUUAACAUGUAUAAGCAUUAAAAUAUCUAUACAGUAUGUAUGUAUGUAUGUAUGUGUGUGUGUAUAUAUUAUAUAUAUA